CCACGUGCCGCGUUAGAAAAGAGCGGGAAAAUUUAACCUGCGUGCGCGCGCUCAAAGUCGUCAUUUCAACAAAUAACAAAAAUAACGUUAUCGUUGUAAUUAUCAUCAUCGACAACAACCACAACACCAGAGCCUUCUCGCUCACAAACGUGGUGUUGGUGCUGGAGAGGCGGGAGGACCCCAGUCGAGGCGAGAUGUCGUCGGGAGCGGCGGCGGAGAGGGACUUGGACUGCCCAGACCUGAACAAGAUCGUAACGCUGAUCGCUCAACUUCAAUACGAGGAAAGUAAACUGGUCAAUACCAUGGCUGAGGAAAAUGAAAAGGCGAGAUUCAAUGCAGAUGAAUUAAAGGAGACACGGGAAAAAAUAAAAGAGAUUGGAGUGAAAACCAGGGAACUUGAUGAGCAGUGUGUACAGCUUGAGCAUAAAUUGGAGCGCAAAAAGACCGCUUGUGAAACCUUAAAAUUGCCUCUGACAAUAUUAGUGCAACAUGAGUUGACUCAAAAGUCCAAAUUGCAAGAUGCCAAGGACAACAAGGCAAAGGAAGUGAAAUAUUAUGAUGAACUCAGGCAACAUUACUUGACGAUUUGGAAUAAAUACCAAGAAGAAUACAAGAAGCUGCCAUAUUCUAUACAUUUCCACAAGCAGAAGGAGGAAAUGGAGGCCAAAAAACAGAGACAUGACGAGCUGGCCAUGGAAGUGGAGGAAUCGCAAGGGGGCACCUUGCAAAGUCGGUUACAGACGUUGAAUGAAUUGGUGGUGGGGACGGUCCAGACGCAGGAAAAUACAUUGGAAUUUGAAGCAUUGGCUGCGGCUAAGCAGCAGUCAUCUCUGCACGUCCUGGAAAAUGAAAGUGAAAUACUCAAGCUUCAGAAACAUCACGUCUCUAGUGGAGCCGUCAUCAGGGACCGUGUGGACAGUACUGACAGUCAAACAGACACGGAUGUACGCCACGGAGGCCCAGUCUCCUUAUGUCUGCCACGAGCACAAAACCGCGACGACUUGCAGCACAGGGAAAGGGGACAAUUCCCACAAGUGGCUCUUUCACCAAAUCAAGUGGAGGUCGUGAUGCAAAUUCCUGCAGAAAAAGCUCAACCAUCACUCAGCGCUAAAGAGUUCGCAUGGAAUGUACGUCCGCCAAAAAUAAACACCAAGUCCAGCCAACCGCCGCGCAUGCCUGAACUUCAGAUCCAUCUUCAAACCGACAAAACAUGUGGUCAGGGAAAUACAGGAGACGCCGCUGCAGAUGGCAGCAGAAUUGCUCUUGCGUCUAAAGCUGCGGAGGGUUCGAGAAAAAACAUCUUCAAGGUUGUGCAGCUGCCUGCGUCACUUCAAGAUCGUAUGAGACUUCAACGAGAAGACGUGCCUAAAGAGAAGGACAAAGCACUACAAGACAAGGAUGAAGAAACUGACAUCAAACAAAUGGAAUAUGAGAGCAGAAGUUGCAGUCAACGAUCUCUGACUCAGGAAUCAAUUGGAUAUGCCGAGUUGUCCACGGUCUUUGAAGAAGAUGAAACUCCUUCCCAAACCUCGCCGUCCACUCUGGCGGGACAAGGAGAUGCCAUUGUUCCCGCGAGCAACGCAAGUUCACUCAAAGCACCACACUCAACUGAAGCCAAUGAGAGUGGUGAAACUUCAAUGGAAAAUUUUUUUGAUAUGUUUCUGCCAAAAUCUCCAGGCUUCAUUUUUACCUGCAGACCAAUGUUUAACACCAGAAACUCAGCACAGAAUCAAUUUGGAGGCGCUUCAGAGGAGACAUCUCAUGAAAUGUUUAAAGCAGCAGCUUCGACUGAAGCCACUGGAAAUGGCAGUGAACUCCCGCAAGGAUUUACUUUGUUUAAUGCUCCAAACUCGGAACGGAACGAAGGGUCCAGCUUUCCACUUGACUGCUGGGGCAGCAAUAGCUCCUCGACUGGUCUUAAUGAUCUUAACAUGCCGGAAAUUUUGGGUGGGCGCACUGGAUUUAAUUUGUUUUAAUGAAUAGUAUCAUAACGUUAAUGCCAUUUUAAAAUCUAUGUAUUUUUCGAUAAAUGGACCACCGACAUACACUGCUUUUAAACAAAAAGAAGCAAGUUUAUCAGUACAAAAAAUGAAUCGCCAGGGAUGAAAGAUAUGUUACAAAGGUAAUACUUUACUAGUUAUGAGCUACAUCAGUGCCCACACCACAAGCAUCAGUUUAACACGUAGUAGGCUUUCACGACCAAUAUCAUCCAUAGUACAGGCUUUUUGGAUUCAAUCGCGUAAAUGUGUCGUUAAACCCACCACCACCCGACACAGCCAAUUAGUAAGGUUUGUCACGUUAAACAGAACAUGCCAAUUUGUUACCAGUACAAUACAUUGGUGUGUUGGAGAGCAAAGCCACAACAUUACAUUUUUUCUGUAAAUGUUGUGGCAUUCUUUUUUGUAAAUGUUGUGAC
Molecule: messenger RNA, 2416 nt
Organism: Lethenteron reissneri (Far Eastern brook lamprey)
Lineage: Eukaryota; Metazoa; Chordata; Hyperoartia; Petromyzontiformes; Petromyzontidae
Source: RefSeq, a predicted model, not a curated record